Oncorhynchus keta (chum salmon) is the source of this 4568-nucleotide messenger RNA. Its product is annotated as phosphatidate phosphatase LPIN2-like. Bases 332 to 3214 code for a protein of 960 amino acids. The record is from RefSeq and is a predicted model, not a curated record. Gene Ontology annotation, cellular component: endoplasmic reticulum membrane; cytosol; nucleus. Gene Ontology annotation, molecular function: phosphatidate phosphatase activity; transcription coactivator activity. Gene Ontology annotation, biological process: triglyceride biosynthetic process; positive regulation of transcription by RNA polymerase II; fatty acid catabolic process. The transcript is spliced from 20 exons. Lineage: Eukaryota; Metazoa; Chordata; Actinopteri; Salmoniformes; Salmonidae.
CAGAAUACUUUCGGUAUUUGCGGGACCAGACCCAGCUGUAAUACAUUGUUGCCUAUGGGAGAGACACACCGUUAAGCAGACCGGAACUUACAGUUUUUUAAUGUUAAACGGACCGAGUGGGAUAUCUUUAUUUAUCCAUCAUCUUUGACUAUAACGUUGUAUCACGUGGAAGAGCGGUUUACCUGGUCACAUGGUCAGAUCAUAGUGCCGCGAGACGAUUCAAUGUCGAGCUGAAGUGAGCUGCGAUUGUUGAGGAGAUACGACCGUGACAAAUUAGGGAUACCGGCUCGCAAAUGACUGUCUGCAAACGUGUGAUCCACAGGUAGACACCAUGAACUACGUGGGCCAGCUGGCAGGCCAGGUGCUGGUGACUGUGAAGGAGCUGUAUAAGGGCAUCAACCAGGCCACGCUUUCCGGCUGCAUUGACGUGGUGGUGGUCAGACAGCCUGACGGGACUUUCCACUGCUCCCCCUUCCAUGUACGCUUCGGGAAACUUGGCGUGCUGCGCUCCAAGGAGAAAGUGAUUGACAUUGAGAUCAAUGGAGAACCAGUGGAGCUGCACAUGAAGCUGGGGGACAACGGAGAAGCCUUCUUUGUUCAGGAAACGGAGCAGCAUAAUGAGAUCGUCCCUGCCCACCUUGUGACUUCGCCCAUCCCGACAGAGGAGGCUCUGUGGAGGGGCAGAGAGUCUAGAGCUGGAGGGUCGGGUCUGGAGGUUGUGCUGCAGCCCCCUCAGGGGUGCUCAGAGGACCCAGCCUCCUCCUCUGCCACCCUCCUCCCCCCCAGCAUCACAGCAGGGAAAAAGAAGAAGAGACGCAGGAGGAAGCACAAAGCAGAUCCCCGGAAGGAGGAGCAACAGACCCCUACUGCUUGUGGGGAGGAGGUCUGUGAGCUGAGCUCAGACGAUGAGCACGGUGGCACACACAACAACAGCAGGGCCUCUUCGUUCUCUACAGUGAAGGACACAGUGGAAAACAGGCAGCACCCCACCCUCCACUCUCUGGACAGAUAUCCUUUCUCUGAUGGAGACUGGUCUACCGGCAGCAGCCUCAGCAGAUCCUCAAGAUCCCUGUCCGAGCCCAUGUCUCCAAAGAGCGACUCUGAGCUGAUGGUGAAGUCAUCAGAGAGCAUGCUCAGAGCAGAGUCACACAUGCAGUGGUCCUGGGGAGAGUUCCCAGAAUCCACCAGGGUCUGUAAGAAAGAGCGCUCAGAGCUGACUAAGACGGUAACUAUAACUCCAUCAGAGAGCACCCACUUCAGGGUCAUCUUCAGCUCUGAGGCCAUGGGGGUGGAGGCAGGGGGCAUCCACAACACUCUGGACCCUGUGUGUGGACCUGCCAUCGUCAAACCAGAACCCCGGACUCCCAAACAAAGUGCCCUCCAUAGCUCCAAACACCACCCACCCGACUCUCUAUCUGAAACCCAUUGUCCCCCCCAACCUGAACCGUGUCCCCUCAAACUAGAGUUUGGUGCUCUCACAGCAGAGCCCAAUCCCACCCCCACCCCCACCCCCCUUCUGCCCAAGCCUGAGCGUAGGGCUCGUUGGACCUCCACUCCCCCCAGUGUGCUUGGUUCCAGCCGGAGGGACAGUGGCUCUGCUGCCUGUGGGGCCAGCCGCAUGGCUGGGGACCUGGGGCCCAUUGGCUCCAAGACUGACUCCCCGUCCAAGAGGAGAGGUGUGAGAAAGAGGAGUCAACACCAGGGUCCUGAGGAUAUUUACCUGGAUGACCUGAACGCUAUGGAGCCUGAUAUUGUUGCACGCUACUUAGGUCCCAAGAGUGAGUCCGAGGCGGUCCCUAAGCACUGGGUAGAGGUGGGCCGGCGCGAUGGGUCCCAGUCUCCCCAGUCUGUGGGCAGUGCAGCGGCCGACAGCGGGACCGAUUGUCUGUCUGACUCGGCUGGGGAUCUACCAGAUGUCACCCUGUCUCUCUGUGGAGGAGUCGGAGAGAACUCUGAAAUCUCUAAAGAGAAAUUCAUGGAGCACAUCAUCACAUAUCACGAAUUUGCUGAAAAUCCAGCAAUUAUUGACAAUCCCAAUUUGGUGGUUAGAAUUUCAAACCGAUAUUACAACUGGACAUUGGCAGCUCCGUUGAUACUGAGUAUGCAAGCUUUCCAGAAGAACCUGCCCAAGGCCACAGAAGAGGCGUGGGUGAAGGAGAAGAUGCCUAAGAAGUCUGGCCGCUGGUGGUUCUGGAGGAAGAGCAGCGUCAAACAGUCUUCAGAGGCCAAGCUGGACAGACAGGAGUCCCUGUCAGAGACACACAGAGACACAGAGAGCCCUGUCCUUGAUCAACAAAGUCCAGCAGUCCCACAGCAGAAAGCAGCAGCAGACUCCUCCAGUGAUGAAGAAUCUAAAGAGCUGAAUGCACUGGCAUCUACUGAGCGUGUGCAGACAGAGAUUUCAGCACCAACCGGAUCACACUCCUACAAGAAGUCUCUCCGCCUCUCAUCUGACCAGAUAGUGAGUCUGAAACUGAGGGAGGGGCCUAAUGACGUCACCUUCAGCAUCACCACUCAGUACCAGGGCACGUGUCGCUGCGAGGGCACCAUUUACCUGUGGAACUGGGAUGACAAAGUCAUUAUCUCCGACAUCGACGGCACCAUCACCAAGUCAGAUGUGUUUGGCCAAAUCCUCCCUCAGCUUGGAAAAGACUGGACUCAUCAAGGCAUCGCUAAGCUCUACCACUCAGUGCAUGAGAAUGGCUACAAGUUCCUGUACUGUUCGGCGCGGGCCAUCGGCAUGGCCGACAUGACCAGAGGUUACCUGCACUGGGUGAACGACCGGGGUACCAUCCUGCCUCAAGGACCCCUCAUGCUCUCCCCUAGCAGCCUCUUCUCUGCCUUUCAUAGGGAGGUAAUUGAAAAGAAGCCAGAGAAGUUCAAGAUUGAAUGCCUCACAGACAUCAAGAACCUCUUCUACCCAAACACACAUCCCUUCUAUGCAGCCUUUGGAAACCGAACAAAUGAUGUGUUUGCCUAUAAGCAAGUGGGUGUCCCUGUGUGUCGGAUAUUCACAGUCAAUCCCAAAGGAGAGCUCAUCCUAGAGCAAUCAAAAGGCAAUAAAACAUCGUACGGCCGACUGAGUGAACUGGUAGAGCACGUUUUUCCUUUAUGCAGUAAGGAGCAGAGCGCCACCUUCAGUUUCCCAGAAUUCAGUUCUUUCUGCUUCUGGAGACAGCCAAUUGAUGAAGUCUGUCUUGAGGAGCUGCUCUGAGACAACCAAUCGCUGAAGUCUGUCAUGAGGAGCUGCUCUGAGACAACCAAUCGCUGAAGUCUGUCAUGAGGAGCUGCUCUGAGACAACCAAUCGCUGAAGUCAGUCUUCAGGAGCUGCCCUGAUUCUGAUUGGACAAUUCCCACAGCUGUGGUAUUAUUUUCAUGUAUUAAGGUAGUAAUUAACAGACACUUUGGUACGGUAGAUAAACUUUGUUUUUUGGAUGAGAAAAAAAAAUCACUUGAAAUCAACCUCAAAUCAGCAUAGGCAAUAUUGUGUGUUGCGUAAUAUUUUCAUGGCUCUUUCCGUGAUUGCUUGCACUUCCUUAAUAUCAGCUUUGAUGACUGUAUACUAUGCGUCUACUGAUGCUUACUCAAUUGUUUAGUGCUCCCCAGGUACAAAAGCACUCGUUGUGAAGAUAUCAAUAAGAACUGCCUCACAUAAUACACGUAGGCAUACAUUCUAACAGACUGUACAGCCUUACAAUGUGAAGAGAAAGAAGGCCAGCUUAGUUGUAAGGUUAGUUGAUUAUUUGGCUUGAGUGUUAAUGCUGACUUUGCACUUCUCAUUUGGUUCAGUCUGCUUAUAAUUAUAACAGUUAUGUUGUUGCAAUAUGGUUAGAUGUUAAUUUGGAGAAUCACGCUACUUGGAAAGGCCUUAACUUAUACAGUGCAUGCUAAGCUUUAACUGAGAUUGUUCUCUGAGCUGCCAGUGGAACUGGCACAAGUCUUAAUUGGUAGAGAUGUAAUAUAUCUGAGCUGGCUCAAUGUUUAAGACAUACGGACAGGUAGCUGUAGUCAGGUUAAAGGUGAAGGAAGCACUUUCUAAAGUGUAGAUGUUGCUCACACACACACAGCAUGGGAGAUUUUUGAUGGAGACUGACUAAUUUGCACUGAAAGCACAAUUACAGUAUUAUGUUGAAACUUUUAGCCAACAUUUUAUGGGUUACCUUUACAAUGUUUAUGAAAUGAAUUCUUCUUCAUUGGAUAUAUUUCUGUUAUAGCUUGGGUUAGUCUUGUAUAUUUGGAACUAAUAUUUAGGUUUAGUUUGGCAUCCUCGUUUGGUUGUUGUAUGUGAUGGUGUUGCAGAGUUCCUCGGUAAAGAUGUCAUUCUUUCUAUGAAAGAGCUAUUGUGUGUGUGUGUGUGGAAGAAUUAUACACAUCCUAAUGCUCUAGUAUUUGUAGUUCUUUUCAGCAGCUGCUUGGAUCGUGAUCAGUGUAUCUGUUAAGAGAUUCAUUUCCCACUUCUCACUCUUUCCAAUCUCAAAAUGCCUUUUUGCUUGUGUCACCGUGUACAUUGAAGUGUGUGUUUUGGGAUACGAAUGGUUACCACAAUAAUAAAUACAUUCGAAGAUUC